Molecule: messenger RNA, 1425 nt
Organism: Amphibalanus amphitrite
Lineage: Eukaryota; Metazoa; Arthropoda; Thecostraca; Balanomorpha; Balanidae
Exons: 3
Coding region: 252-578 (108 amino acids)
Biological process (GO): regulation of transcription by RNA polymerase II
Cellular component (GO): transcription regulator complex; nucleus
Source: RefSeq, a predicted model, not a curated record
ACUCCCGUCGGCAAUUCCCAGCAAUCGGUUGCUCGGCAACAGCCUUUUCUGUUGCUCUGGGUUGCUGAAGUGCUGCCAAAUGCUAUUCAGGGUUGUUCAAAAAUUGCCCAAUAUGUCGGCAACAUCCGACGAUCGCCGACGGUCGCGGAGCGUGACGUCACGAUAAUUAUAACCAAUGAACGAGCUGUUGCUCUCGAUCGCCGAGAAGUUGAAUAUUUUGAACUUUCUGGCUGUCGCUGAGGUGUUGCUGGAUGGUACUGCAGUACGAGCAUGCAGCUAUGGAGCAGCAAAUAGAUACCCAGCAACUGAUAGAGGAGGUGGAGCGGCGCCCUCUACUGUGGGAUCUCAGUGUUCCACAGUACUCAAAUAAAACAGUAAAAGAUGGUGCUUGGCGUGCUGUCGGAGAGGCCUGUGGCUGUUCAGGCGCCGCGGCGCAGGCGAGGUUCAAAAACCUGAGAACGGCGUACCAGAGGAGGAAGCAAAAGCUCCCUAGCGGGUCCGGGGCCCAGCAGACUCCCAGGAGGCCGCACCCGUACGACCUACCGUUUUUGGACAGGGUCAGGCGGCGCGCGGAGUAAGUUACACUACACUGUAUUGUCAUUGACAAAUUGGCGACCUAUGAGUAUUUACCUAGCGUUCCGCGAUGCUCAUUGAUUUAACCCGCGCAUGACUGGGGUAUUUUCCAUAACGCGAGUGACUGACGAGGGGGGCUCUUCAGAGCCCCCCCCCCCCCCCUCCUAUCUCCGAAACUAGGCGGGGCCGAUCGUCAAAAUUCAAACGCCAUCUGAUAGCCCUGCAAAAAUUGUCGAGCGAAACCUAUUUUCAUUGACCUCAAGGUCACUGAUGACCUCACAGGUCAGGUCAAAGUAAAAAUUAUCGGCAUUUUUGCUUGUUCACAAUUUAGGCUCUGGCUGCCGGCUGACAAGUCCGAUCAGGAUCAUUUCUGGUUUACGCACUCCUUGAUAUAUGCCUUAGAUACCCUGAGGGUACCGAACCUUAACUGUGAAUUUCCGACGAGCGACCGACGACGUCGACGGGCAGCUGGCCACCGAACUGGAGGAGAUGCGGCGUGGGCGCACCCAGUUUGACCCCGAGUGUGUCCACUGGGGCAACAUCAUAAUGAGCGAGAUGCAGGCACUGGAGCGUGGGGGCGAUGCCCGUCGGGAAUUCCGCGGCAAGCUGGCGCGCCUUGUCGCCGAGCUUUACCAGUAGCUCUUGUGAUCUGUGAUGAUGUGAUGUAGACGCGCGUUUUUGUGAUUGUUUUGUAGCUGUUUUGUUUUGUAGUUUUGCCAUGAGCCUACUGCAGUCGGCUCAUGGCAGCCAUUGGUGCCACUGGUUACCUGUUGGUAUUGUUACAACACCUGUUGUAAGGGUUACCUGUCGUUACAAUACCUGUUGGUAUUGUAAAUGUAAUAAAGUUCGCAA